GUACCCAGUUUACAGUUAGUUUCAUGACCAUACUUCUAGGCCUUCCAAAAGAGGUCAAAAACCAAGGAGCAUAAAAACAAUGGCCGGGAAUUGGUCCAUAAUUGUUAUUGUUGAGAUGAAGCUUUUCUACCGCUGUUCGACUACUGUAUGUACAUACGUACUUCCAAAAUCUAAGCAACCUGUAGUUUAUGUAGCCACUGCCGUCUACAGAUCUCAU
Messenger RNA from Geodia barretti, 217 nucleotides. Lineage: Eukaryota; Metazoa; Porifera; Demospongiae; Tetractinellida; Geodiidae. The record is from the annotation of a GenBank genome assembly.